AUGUUUAUCAAGAAACUUAUUACGCUCGCUUCUCUUGCUGUUUUCGCAGCCGCUGCUUCGUCUGAUGAAUCCAGCUCUUCAUCUUCAUCCCGUCUUGUUUUGCCUAGAACUGCUACUAUCAAUGGUUUUGCUGACCCAAUCUACGACAGAUUGCCUGCCUGUGCCAAAGACUGUGUCGACCAGCCAGUGUCUUUCUGUCCAUACUGGGAGCCAGGAUGUCUUUGUGUGACCAACUUCGCUAACCUCGUUGCUCAAUGUUACGUGUCCAGCUGUAUUGGUGAUGAUAUCGUCCUUGCCGUCUCAUUGGCUAACUCUGUUUGUGCUUGGGUCGGUGUUCCAUCUCCAGCCUUCAAAGUCGCUGCCUCUUACUCCACCUUGUUCGAUGAAUUGGCCACUGCUGUCCCAUCUUCUUCUGUUGAGGUUGUUCCUACCGAUGCUCCUACUUCUUCUGAGGCUGUGUCUAGCUCUCCAGCCAUUACUUCUGAGGCCGAGUCUGCUCCAGAGAGUAGCUCCCCAGCCACCACCGCUGAUGAAUCCAGCUCUUCGUCUUCAUCCCGUCUUGUUUUGCCCAGAACGGCCACUAUCAACGGUUUUGCUGACCCAAUCUACGACAGAUUGCCUGAGUGUGCUAAGGAGUGUGUCGACCAGCCAGUCUCUUUCUGUCCAUACUGGGAGCCAGGAUGUCUUUGUGUGACCAACUUCGCUAACCUUGUUGCUCAAUGUUAUGUUGAGAGCUGUGUUGGUAAUGACAUUGUCGUGGCUGUCUCUUUGGCUAACUCUGUCUGUGCUUGGGUUGGUGUUCCAACUCCUUACUUCAGAGUUGCUGCCUCUUACUCCACCUUGUUCGAUGAAUUGGCAACCGCUGUCCCAUCUUCUUCCGCUGAGGUUACCUCGUCUGCUGAGGUUACUUCCUCCGCUGAGGUUAUUUCUUCUGCUGAGGUAACCUCUUCUGUUGAACUCGAUUCCUCCGCUCAAGCUUCUGGCGCUUCCUCUGAAGCUGAGUCUGCUUCUGCUGGCGCAGAUUCUUCCAGUGCUGCUGAGUCUGUUUACUCUACUUCUGCUUCUGCUGUCGCUUCCUCCGAUGCAUCUGAUGCUGCCUCCUCCGGUGCUGCUUCUGAGGAAGUCUCUGGCUCUGUCUACUCGACUUCUGCUUACACCGUUGGUACCUCUUCUGCUGACUCCAACACUUCUAAGACUGUCGUUGAUGACCUCACCGUUGUUGUCACUGACCUGACCACCAAGAUCGUCACCGUCUGCACCAAGUGCAAGACCUUGACCGGUCCUCUUACCACCUACACCACCGUCGAGAAGGGUCUCACCAUCACUGUCACCACUGACUGUGACACCGACGUGAGCUACACUACUUACACCACUGUGGUCAAGGGUGUCACCACUACUGUCACUGCAGAGUGCGACUACACCACUUACACUACUGUUGAGGGUGGUAAGACCACCACUGUCACUUCAGCCGUGGUCAAGACCUCUGGUGAGAAGCACGCCACGGCAGAGGAAGAUGUUACCCUCUACACCACCUUGUACACCACUGUUGUUGGUGGAAAGACUACUGUUGUCACUUCGACUAUUGCUGGCCACGCUACUUCUAAGGGCGCUAGCGCAGUUGCUACUGCCUCUGCUGCUCCUUCUGCUGCUCCAGCUGUCACUACCAUUGGCGAGAACAACGCUGGUUUGACUUCCCCACGUUCUGUCGUUAUGGGUUUGGCUCUUCUUGUGGCUGGUUUGGCUAUCUAA
Sungouiella intermedia is the source of this 1749-nucleotide messenger RNA. Lineage: Eukaryota; Fungi; Ascomycota; Pichiomycetes; Serinales; Metschnikowiaceae. The record is from the annotation of a GenBank genome assembly.